This is a messenger RNA of Ziziphus jujuba (common jujube), 1253 nucleotides long. Its product is annotated as transcription factor HHO5-like. Gene Ontology annotation, molecular function: DNA-binding transcription factor activity; DNA binding. Gene Ontology annotation, biological process: regulation of DNA-templated transcription. The coding region runs from base 86 to 985 and encodes 299 amino acids. Lineage: Eukaryota; Viridiplantae; Streptophyta; Magnoliopsida; Rosales; Rhamnaceae. The record is from RefSeq and is a predicted model, not a curated record. The transcript is spliced from 5 exons.
UAUAUAGUGGCGUUUUAGAAAGAGAGAGCCAAAAAGACUACUGUUUCAGAUCAUACACAAGAGAGAGAGAGAGAGAGAGAGAGAAAUGGCUAGUCUGAAAGUGUCUUAUGUCCCCAAAUCCAUCACAAACUUACUCAAUGAUCUGCAAAAAGUCCAAGAUGUCUCACAGAGAUGGUCAGUUCUGAAUGACUACAUGCGUGAGCAUGAAGAAGAGCUGGCCAGGGUUAUGGUUUUCAAACGUGAACUCCCUCAGUGCAUGUUGCUCCUCAUGGACGCCAUUGAAGUGUUAAAGGUGGAAAUCCGGAAGGCUGAGAAGGAAAAAGAACAUGCUGAAGAACAGAAACGUAUUUCUGAGCUUUUGGCAAGGAACAAAAGGAGUUAUGAGAAUUAUAAUCAGAAUGAACAAAUGAAUAAUACUAAUGUUGAACAAGGACAUGGACAAUACCUUGUCAAUCCUUUGUCUGCAGCCAAUUCUUGGGACUCUUAUCGUCCCGACCUCAACAGAACCGAUCAGCCGUACAACUACGGUGAAAAUGGAAAGGGAAAGGAGGUAGAGAGAGAGGUGGCAGUGGUUACGAAAACCAAGUAUCCGAGAAUCGGAUCCUCGGAUAAUCAUGAAGGUAUAAGUUUGGUGGGAAAUGAAUCUGCAGAAGAACCACAUUAUCAGCAAGAGCCAAGACAACAAGCAGAGCCAAUGUUGCCAGAGCCUACUGAUCUCUGGAGGAAUAUUACUAGGAGAUACUGGACACCAGACCUUCAUGCAAGGUUCCUGGACGCUCUGAAUAUUCUUGGGGGUCCUGAAGUGGCUACACCAAAACAAAUUAAAGAGACAAUGCAAAUUGAGGGCUUGACUACUGACCAAGUGAAAAGCCAUCUCCAGAAGUACCGAAAUCACAACCGCGAGUGUCUUCGGAAUGGCACAGAUGAGGAAAAUCAACCAGUGGGACAUCAAAAUUGGCCAGGCAUAUGGAUGACAGACGGCUGAUUCAUUCUGUGCAUAGGCAGUUGAAGGGACCAGCCAAUUACUUAUGCAAAAAGCUGUCGUCCUAUAUAUAAUAAAUAAUCGGUCUGUAAACUCGUAACAUAUUACGGGAAGAACCUAUACGGUACGGGCUUUGAUGGUAGUUUAUGGAUGAAAACUGGUGCAGUGUCCUCUUUUUUCUAUCUUUCAGUUACUGUUAGAGUGUGUUGUUUGUCGUAGCUAUAACGGAUAAGACUGUUUGAACAGGCACUUAUAUAUAUAUAUAUAUAUA